Leptinotarsa decemlineata (Colorado potato beetle) is the source of this 444-nucleotide messenger RNA. RefSeq lists its product as uncharacterized. NCBI's taxonomy places the organism in Eukaryota, Metazoa, Arthropoda, Insecta, Coleoptera, Chrysomelidae. Gene Ontology annotation, molecular function: N-acetyltransferase activity. The record is from RefSeq and is a predicted model, not a curated record.
AUUAUCGGGACCAUAGCAGUGAUGAGGCAUAAGCAAAAAGAGGAUUGGGCGUGGUUGUUCAGACUUGCCGUAGACCAGAGAUACCGACGGAAGGGCGUAGGACUAAAACUAAUCAAUGUGGUUCAGAACUGGUGCAAGAAUAAUCGAUUCAACAAUAUUGAAUUGGUGAUGUCGGAAUGCCAAGAAGGGGCCAGGGAACUCUUCGAUGCGGCAGGGUUCGAAAUGAAGCAGUUGUACCACAAAAAGCUAUUUACAAGCGCAGUAACGCUUCAAAUGUUCCAGUUAGGAUGCGAAGUUAGAUCAACAUUUUAGUUUUAAUAUAAGUAAGCUCAAAUAGUAAAUCACAUCUAGGUGCCAUGAAGAGAAUAUGGCAGUGUUCUUUCACAUGACUGAAUAAAUAUUUUGUUACACUUUAUUUUUAAAUAAAAGCCAGAAUGGAUCUUA